AUGGUGCAGGAAUAUGUUUCUCCUGUCAGGGUUCAUAAAUAUCCAUUUGAAAUGGUGAUGGCCGCAUACGAGAGGCGGUUCCCCAGCUGCCCGCAGAUCCCGGUGGUGCUUGAGUGUGUGAUCACAGAGGACAGCUGGACCGCGGACGAUUCGCAGCGGUACACCACGAGGCGCUGCCAACUCAAUGUCGACGCGCCUUACUUGCUGAAAAAGAUGAUCGGCGUAGACUACGUAUACUUCAUCCAGAAGAAUCACCUGGACUUGAAGGGUAGAGUGCUUGAAAUUGAGGCGACGAACGAGACCUUCUCGGCCAGGGUCGGCGUCGUCGAGAAAUGCCGAUACUAUGUUCACCCCGAAAACGCAGAAUGGACCUGCUUCGAACAGAGCGCCCUUCUCGACGUGAAGAACUUCUUUGGACUCGAGAGCACGGUCGAGAAGAUCGCUAUGAAGCAGUACGCGGCUAAUAUUGCUAAAGGCAAGGAACUGAUCGAGUCCUUUAUGGAUGAGGUCCUAGCUGACGGCGUUCGAGAUCUUAAACCUUGGGAGGCUGGAAAGCAUGCACGCAACAGAGAAUUGCGUCGGGUGGUGUCCCGCGGUACUGAACCGUUGUCUCCUAUAGCCGCUCCCGACUCACAGAGACACUCGCAACCAGAUCAAUAUACCCUGGAUAGUGAGUACAUCAAGCGAUACCUGGGUGAGCUGACACCGAUGCAGGAGUCGCGGCUGCUGCAGCUUCGGAAGUGGAUUGCAGAUCUACAAAAAGGAAAAGUACCUAGCGACACCACCCUGCUGCGUUUCCUCCGCGCGCGUGACUUCAACGUGGAGAAGGCGAGGGAGAUGCUUUCCCAGUCUCUUCUGUGGCGCAAGAAGCACCAAGUGGACCGCUUGCUCUCCGAGUACGAAACACCCGAGGUUGUGAAACAGUACUUCCCUGGUGGCUGGCAUCAUCACGAUAAGGAUGGUCGUCCGCUCUACAUCCUGCGACUGGGUCACAUGGACGUCAAGGGCUUGCUUAAGUCGAUUGGAGAGGAUGGACUCUUAAAGUUGACACUUCACGUAUGUGAAGAGGGCUUAAAACUCCUGGAGGAAGCGACUAGGUCAUCGGAACACGCAGUUCAGGCUUGGAGCCUGCUCGUAGACCUGGACGGACUCAACAUGCGACACCUCUGGCGUCCCGGAGUCAGGGCUUUACUUCGCAUCAUACAGGUUGUAGAAGCGAACUACCCAGAGACAAUGGGCAGGGUACUCAUCGUGAGAGCACCAAGAGUCUUUCCGAUCCUAUGGACGAUCGUUAGCACGUUUAUAGAUGAAAAUACCCGCAGUAAGUUUUUAUUUUACGGUGGCAAGGACUAUCUGCAACCCGGUGGACUGCUAGACUAUAUCCCCAAAGACCUAAUCCCGGACUUCCUUGGUGGGCCUUGCAAGAGCUUCGUGCAUGAAGGUGGACUGGUGCCGAAGAGUCUAUACGUAAGUGGAGCCUUCACGGAGCGCGACGGUGACCCGCUCAGCGAGGACAGCAUUUAUCGUUCUGUCAGUUUGGCCAAAGGACAGGUGCACGAGGUGGUGGUGAAUAACCGCGACCCGCAGAGCGUGCUGACGUGGGACUUCGACGUGCUGCGCCACGACAUCGCCUUCACCGUGCUGCACACGCACCUCGACCUGCCGCCGCCAGACGAAUCUGCCACAAGCGGCGGGGCGCAGUGCGUGCUGGCGGCGGGCUGGCGCGAGGGCCAGCACUUCCGGCGCGCCGAGCCGACGCUGCUCUGCCACGACGGCGAGAGCAUACAGGGCUCUCACGUAAUGACGGAGUGUGGCAACUACGUGCUGCAGUGGCGCUGCGAAAUCUUGGACACUUCUCAUCGAGCUGCCCAGCUCAUGUACUUCUACGAGACCCUCGACAGUCAUCAGUACAAGGGUUCGAUGUCGAGCCUGCAGUCCGGGGCGAGUGGUUUCUCGUGCCUCAGCAGCAAGUCUGCGGGCAGCUCGUGCCCGUCGCGGUGA
Parnassius apollo (apollo) is the source of this 2001-nucleotide messenger RNA. NCBI's taxonomy places the organism in Eukaryota, Metazoa, Arthropoda, Insecta, Lepidoptera, Papilionidae. The record is from the annotation of a GenBank genome assembly.